Messenger RNA from Abrus precatorius (Indian licorice), 4994 nucleotides. RefSeq lists its product as uncharacterized. The transcript has a single exon. The coding region runs from base 64 to 498 and encodes 144 amino acids. Lineage: Eukaryota; Viridiplantae; Streptophyta; Magnoliopsida; Fabales; Fabaceae. The record is from RefSeq and is a predicted model, not a curated record.
CCUCACUUUCACUUUGUUUUUUCAUUGCUCACAGGGGAAGAAGACCCUAUUUUCUUCACCAAGAUGAAGAGGCAGAGAGGUGUGAAUGUGAAUGGGGUUAAUCCCAUGAACAUGAACCGUCCAAUUGUUGAAGAUGUGGCAGCAGUAAUGGGGAAAAAGAAAGCAAAGAAAGAGGGUGAGCAGAAGGUGGUGAAGAGUGUUGUGGAGGAAGAAAGGAAGGAAAGUAGAGACAUGAUGAUGGUUGGUGGGUUGGUGCAUCAUGGAGCAAGAGAUAAUGUGGUGAUGGGGUGGAAUUGGGAGGAGUAUAUGCCAUGGUUGGGAGGUGUGGUGGAUGAGCAAAUGUCAUGGGGUUCAACUUGGUUCCCAGGGUGGGACAUGGACUUCUUGGGUGAAGCUUUCGGUGCCUUGUACAGUGAUGUUGUCUGGGAUGAUGAUAUCUGGAAUCUUAACAAACAAAUUCCAAUUCCUUUGGAUAGAAUGAGGUUUAAUUGGGGGUAGUGGUAGUACCAUGUAGCAGUAGUUCUUUAACCACCAUAUCUUAUAUAUUGUUUAGCUAGCAAUGGAAUUUCACUUGUCUUUUCAAUUAUAUAUGUUGAAUUCACUAUUUGUUUUCCAAUGCUAAUUUAACCCAUCAUCUACUGUAGGUAUCGUAAUUUGAGUUUGUAAUUUGUACAUAUUAUACGCCAAAUGUUACAAGUUGGUAAUAAUUCCAUAAAAAUCAGAAACAUGUUGGCCAAUGGGAAAUGAAAAACAACACCACCGAAAUCUGGUAUUGAAUCAGGUGAUCUGAUUCAUGUUACCAUCUUUUCCAAAUUUAAUUGCCAUGUGUUGCUUCAAAGUGGAAAAUAUUAUUGAACAUCAUCCUGUUGGACAAAUCGUGUGUGGUUUGCUUAUGUACUUGGUUCAUCCAAGGUCAACAGAAGUGCUAUUCCCUGGUCAAUUUGGAAAAGCAGGAAAGGCUUUUUGUUUAUUCAUCUGUAUACAUGCGUCCAAAUCCUACGCUUGAUCUUGGAAUAGUAAAAUACUGUAACUGAGAAUAUCUGGCACUAGCAGUAAACGAAUCCAAGGGCCUGUCAAAUCCAGGAAGUGCUUCUGGAGUCGGACAACAUGAUCCUUCAUUUAGACGACGUGUAGGGGAAAAACUCAGCUUUGGGGCAAGUUAUUCUUAUCUUAAAAGAAUCUUAUCUUGAGCUCACUAUGCUUGAAGUGUACUCUUCUGGUUUUAUUUUUUAAUCUUGGUUGACGAAGAAUAGUGACAAAAUUGUUUGAAAUAAUCCAAAUUGCUGGUUUACUUAUUUUGAAAUUUUAUUUUCAAUGAUGUUUCCAAAUAAUUUUGGCCAAUGGCAAGACCAGUCAAUUUUGAGUCUCAAAUUUGCCAUUCAUUGAUCCACGAAUAGCAUAAAUAGCAUGCUAAAAGAUCAUGAUUCUUGCUUCCCAGGCACAACUUUUUUGCUAAAUAGAAUCCAAUGAAUGAAAUACACAUCAAGAAAAGUUAGAGGAACGGAGCAUGUUGUAUAACAAAAGAAACAAAGGAAAACAAUUGACGAUGAUCCAAAGAAUAAAAGAGAUAAUAAGCUUCCAGGUGGGCUUGUAAGCAAUGAAAAUAAUGCACUGCACCUGGCAUCAGUUGAUUAGUCAAAUGAUCCGAUUGAAAGCAUUGUGGUACUCCCUCAACCAAUUGCUGAGAUAGUGCAUCCAAGCGACGCAUCUUCCACGUUUUAAAAAAAGGAAAAUCGGUUAAAAUGUAAUUCUGCAGUUUUAAAACUAGUUGAGCAAGAGAAUAGUAUAUAUGUAUCUCUAAUUUGCAUUCCAAGCAAGCUUUUCUGCUUCUUUAUCUGAUGAUACAGCUUAGACGAGACAAAGGUAGGGUAAGAAAAGUCUCAAAAUUCUUUUUACUAUUUCGUGUGGUCAAUGGAAACGUGACAGAGGAAGCAAAAUCAACGUGUUUUAGCUCUGAAUAUAGAACCUAAAAUUUCAAGUUACUCGAUAUUUAGAUAAUGGGUUCAGGAAUUCAGUGUGUUUUGUACAAGUUUUUCAAGAAUGUUUCAUGCCUCUCUUUUUUUGCUAGUUUAGGGAUGAAUAUCAAUCAUCUACUAAUUGAUUUCAUAUUCUGCCCGUUACCAUACAUUAUUUUGAUCUAUUGACAAUUUGACACAACUGUUUUGACAGCAAUAGAAGGCGCAAAAGUUAGUUAUUUGACUUGUUUUUCAUAUCUGAUAUCGUGCAUUCUCCUCAGUUCCAAAGCAUAAAAAUUCAUGGACCAUUGCCCUUGUAAGCUGAUGCUCAUCGGAUACUGCUUUUGAUCAAAUGGUCUCAUCUCAAAUUCACAUUCCCAGACUUUACACGUUUCUGGGUCUAUUAAUUGGUAUCGGAGGGCACUUCAUAAAGGGAAUUGUAGCCUUAUCAUCAAGCACUACCCUUAGUACCAUGUGGUGAGUGUCGUUAUCUUAUCUCAUAUGUUGGAUGGGAAUAUGAAUGUGACUAGUGCUGUUGUUGGUUUUAUUCUGCAUUCAUUCUCUCUUGUUCACCCUUCAUUCUCAGAUCCGGUUCAUUGGUCGGAAGCCUCGUAUUAAUAGAAACUCAAUUAUGGGAUGAGUCACGACCCACGAGACAAUGAUUGGAACAACCACCCUUCUAUUGUAACACAUCAAGGGAAAAUGAUAGAACAAGAUAAAUGAUCAUCCUUCAAUUUAACGGGUUUUCUUUUUUUUUUUUGGCCUCCAUAUCUUUAUACCGUAUCUGUCAAAAGUGAAGUGAACACUUAACACAAAAGCUAAAUUCCAGGUCACAAUAAUUUGUCGGCAGAGUUGAGCAAUUUCAUUUGGAUCUAUUGACUCACACCAUUGUAACAGGGCAAGGUGGAGAAAAAAGGUGAGGUUAUUAGUGGACUUGAUCAAGCAUAUCAUGACUCACCCACCUGAAUUCUUAUGUCAUCAUGCUAGGAUUUUAGCCAACACAGAUUUCUUAGGAUUGUUGUUUGUUUUUAAUGAAAAUGCGAGGUUGAUGUUACUAAAGAAAAUAUACAAUAUGGUUUGGUAACAGAAUGAGAUAACUGCCUAACUAACAAUAACAGAUAGCUUACUCUUAGCUGAUAGCAUAGCAGAUUGAGUGUGCUUGGAUUAAACAGCAUAGUGCAUUUACAUCUCAGCAUUUACUUAGACAUACUUGAUUCAUAUCAUCACGAACCAGCUACAUGGUGUAAUUGGAGAACAAAAAGGAAGCGGUGAACGCAAUGCAAGUUAAAGAAGAAAAGAAAAUGCUUAGUUGGACAUAACAUCAUCACCAAUGCACCUUUUGCAUCGCUGAAUUUUCAGUGCUCAUUGCAUCUCUUAUCAACAUUUAUAUUGCACUACUGUAGACAAACGUGGCCUUACAUUAAUGUCAAUAUUCUUUGAUUUGGGUUCACAACUUGGGGCAAUUAAUUUGGCGGUUAUAAAAAUAAAAUAAAAAUGAAUACCAUACACACAUGGGGAUGCCAAGUGUCCAAAUACGUGACUGUUUCAUCUCCUCCAUUAAGAUGGCUGUGAACUUCAUCUACGGUAUGGCUAAUUUUUCUGCCCUUUUUUUUUCCGAAUAUUAACUUCAUUUCAAUCUCAAUUGUAUUAUUUGUCAUCUUCCUUUCUGUCAGCGUGGUUUAGAGGUCUAUGCAAGACACUGAUGCUUAUUGUCUAUCAAUUCAGUGGCCAUCUUGAAUAUAUUUUUAGUUAAACCAAGUCAUAAUAGAAUCCGUUUAUAAUUCGAUUUGCGCGGUUUAACUAAAUAAAUUCAUUGUAUUCAGUUAAUUUUAGAAGUAUACUAUUUUGUUUACUGCUUUUGAUUUGGAUUUUUCCUAGCUUCAAGUACCCAUUUUUAGUAUUGGGGACUGGUAGUUUAUUAUUUUAGUACUGAUUUUAUUUUGAUUUAUUUAUUGCUCCAGGGGAUGGGAUUAGGAUUGGGAGAGGGAGAGGGAGAGUUAAGAGUGUGCUUUUUGCAUAUAACAAGAUUUGAACCUGCCUCUUACAUAGCAUGUUACUCUUAACUUAUUACUAAGCUAUGAUGAGAGGGACUAGCACUGAUUCUAGUAGUAUAUGAUUAUGUUGAUUGGGCUUGGCAAGUUUCUGUCCAAGUUAACCAUUUUAAAGUAAAGUGGCUACUGUCUAUCAUAUUAUUAUUUACGCACUUACUUCAUUAAACAUUUUAACACACGCAAUCAUAUCAUGGAUUGAUUUUGGUAAACAGUGUACACUUAAGAAAUUCUCUUGCACGACAUCAUUGGAAAAACUUAUCUUUUUUUUUUGUCAGGUUGGAAAAAUAAAUUGGGAUAAAACUUGUCACAAUUUCAUAACUUGAUCCGUGAAAGUGGGUGGGUUGAGAUAAAAAAAAAAUCAAUUGAAUAUUUUUGAGACCCAACCUAGGUUGGCCCAAAGUUAGGGUGGGUGGGUAGGUUUGUUGGCCCGAAAUCUGACAACUUUUAUCACUCUGAACCGACAUUGAUAUUGACCAAAAACAUCGAUGAUUAAGAGCGUAGCGCAAUUCUCGGUAAAAAAAGAGAGCACAGAAAUUUUUUAUUUGAAUAAGUGAAGGCCUAUUGAUAUAUGAACAAGCUCCUAAUUUAUUUGCCAAUGCCCAGAACAAAAAUUAAGGAACACCCCUCCCACCUCCCAGUAAGUGCUUUUAACUGAAAAAAGAGAAAGAAAUGAAUUGAACUUCUUCCAAAAAAUUAAGGCCAACUAAUCUACUUGAACAUUUAGAAAAGUUAAACGAAAUUAUUUUAAGAAAAAAUCAAGUUUAUAAAUUAAUUUUAUUUAUGAAAUAAAUUUAUUUUAUUAUUUUUCUUAUAAGUUUUUAUUGGUAAUUUUAUUUAAACCGAACCAACCCGUUUUGGUAACCUUAGAUCUGGCCUAAAACUAUACAAUAAAUUUUAACAUAUAUAGGAAUACCAGAAUUGAUUUUUGUAUGUUGUGUUGAAAUAAAGCUGAUUUGCAGAUUGAGAGUGGAUGCAAUAAUAAAUGAGU